AUGAAGUAUCAAUCAUUACUUCAUUUGCCGUUGAAGAAAGAGGACGACCCCAAACAGAAAUGUGAUUGCUCCUGGCUACAAUGUGCCAAGACUAGACUCUGGAUGUGGACCCAUCCACUCCAAGCCACUGUCAUCUUUCACUUCGCGGUUCUUCUCAAAGCCCUUCCAGACCGCUACUCAUUCGUUCGAGCCCAAUUCUGGUUCUCCAUCGGAUUCGCCAUCUACAACAUCCUUCUCACAAGCGGAGUUGCUAAGAAAAGAUGCCUUCUCGGUUUCGCUCUCAAAACCUCGAUCCUCAAUCUCUUCUGGGCUAUGAUGUGUCUUGUCACAAUCCCUGUGGUUGUCACCUCUGUAACCAUGCCAUACGGAGAGAUGUGCGAUCCAAAACAGCAUAUCUGCGCCAAAGGAUUGGGAGGAGAUGAGUUCCAGCUUCAGAUGCUGAUGGGAAUGCUCGAAGAGCUAUACUUCCUCAUCAUCUUCUACGCAGAAAUCAAACGCUUCUUCGUUCUCGUCGAGCUCCGCGAUUUCGCGUCCUCUCAACAAAAUCAAGAUCGGCUAGGAGAAGCUAUCAAAAUGCUCUGA
Caenorhabditis briggsae is the source of this 582-nucleotide messenger RNA. Bases 1 to 582 code for a protein of 193 amino acids. Lineage: Eukaryota; Metazoa; Nematoda; Chromadorea; Rhabditida; Rhabditidae. The transcript has 4 exons. The record is from RefSeq and is a predicted model, not a curated record.